UCUUUUUCAGUAUCGAGAAUCAGCAGCACCAUGCCUGAGCCAGCCAAGACCGCCCCCAAGAAGGGCUCGAAGAAAGCCGUGACUAAGACCGCCGGCAAAGGAGGCAAGAAGCGCAGAAAGUCCAGAAAGGAGAGCUACGCUAUAUACGUGUACAAAGUGCUGAAGCAGGUUCACCCCGACACCGGCAUUUCGUCCAAGGCGAUGGGAAUCAUGAAUUCGUUCGUUAACGACAUCUUCGAGCGCAUUGCCGGUGAGUCCUCUCGUCUGGCUCACUACAACAAACGCUCCACCAUCACUUCCCGGGAGAUCCAGACCGCCGUGCGCCUGUUGCUGCCCGGUGAGUUGGCCAAGCACGCCGUGUCCGAGGGCACCAAGGCCGUGACUAAAUACACCAGCUCCAAGUAAAGCGCGUCACCGCCGCCUUCAUCAACACAACGGCUCUUUUAAGAGCCACCCAUGUUGUCCGUCAAAGAGUGAUUUCCUGCCGUGUAGGCCCAGCAGACCAGAGCAAAGAGGACGACACUCGCCACAACAGAUUCGUAAAACAUCCGAAGAAUGGUAUUACAGAUGUUGAAAGAUCUGAGCCUUCUCAAAAAGUACAACCUGCUCUGUUCUUUCUUGUAGAGGGCCAUUGUGUUAAC
Clarias gariepinus (North African catfish) is the source of this 641-nucleotide messenger RNA. RefSeq names its product histone H2B-like. Lineage: Eukaryota; Metazoa; Chordata; Actinopteri; Siluriformes; Clariidae. The record is from RefSeq and is a predicted model, not a curated record. The coding region runs from base 31 to 405 and encodes 124 amino acids. Gene Ontology annotation, molecular function: DNA binding; protein heterodimerization activity; structural constituent of chromatin. Gene Ontology annotation, cellular component: nucleosome. The transcript is spliced from 2 exons.